UUUUUUUUUUUGGUUAAAAAUAGCAACUUAAAGAAUAAUUCUAUGAAACAAUUAUGUCUUCAACAAAAUAUAAAAAUAGACAAAAAUUAAUGCAUAAUACCCGGAAAAUAAAAAAAAAUAACACCAAAACAUCAGAUGAAAGCUCAAGUGAUGCUACAUGUAAUUUUCCAUUGUCUAAUUCGCCUGUUUUUCGACGAGAUAUGACAUAUCAAGAAAUGCUCAAAACAGAUCCUUUUUUUCGAAAAAAUCAAAUACACUAUGUUUCAGAUGAUUCAGUGCUUGGUUUCUUAAUUAUUUCAGUUGCAGUAGACAAAUUCAACAUAAUUCAUUCUCAUGUUUUUACGUGUUGUGGACCUCUUUCACUUCCUCUUAUAACUCCCAAAGAUCAAGAUGUUCUUCGUAUUGUUGUUUCACAUCUUCCUUAUAACUGCAGAUCACAAUCUUUCCAAGUCAUUGCAAUGGUUAUAUUGCAAUAUUUUAUUUUCAUACCAUUACAUGUCAAGAAAGAAGUUUUAAGACAAUAUAAUGUGUUUAUAGAGAAUUCAGAUCAACAAAGAAGGAUUGCAUUUGAUGAGAUGCAUGCAGGAGACAUUGCUGGACAUUGUCAACUUUUGAAACUUACAGAUCUAUCAUCCAUUCUAUGUUCUAUGCUAAAAAAACGAAAACUCGUGUCUUUUAACAUGGAUGUUAUUUUCCCUGAUGAUUUAGGAUGUAAGAGAUAAUUUUCUUUAUAAAAUUCUAUUUAAUUUUCGUUAUAAAAGCUACACCAUUAUUUUCUAAACUUCAAGAAACAAAAGAUGAGCAUAAAUUGGAAGAUUCUUCUUUUAAAAAAAUAGUUAUGCCUAGGCCUGUAAUAGAUAACUAUAUAGAACAGGAAAAAAAACGGAUAAGCAUUCUUGAUGAAAUCCUUCAAACAGAGCAAAAUUAUAUUAAUAGGUUACGCCAUUUGAUUCUCGAUUAUGUUUUACCACUUAGAACGCAUGCCAAAACAUCAAAAAAUCCUCCUUUGGGACUAUAUGAUGUUAAUAGAAUGUUUCCAUUAUCUCUUAAUGAUAUUGUAUCAGUGAAUUCAGCCUUUUUACAAGAUUUUGAAAAAGCAAAAACAGAUCUUGAAAAAGCCAACUCAUGUGUUACACAUUUUUCUCAAUUUAAAAAGGUAUAUGCUAAAUAUUUAGAAUUAAGUGUAGACUUUGAAUCUAUUCUAAGACAUAACUUACGUAAUCCUAAAUUUAGAGACUUUGUAGACAAUCAAAAAUAUAAAACAGAGCGGAAUAUUAGUAUUAGGGAACUUAUAAUGGAACCAGUUCAACGAAUCCCUCGUUAUUCUUUAUUUCUAGAAAAUAUUAUUUCAAAUACACAUCCAGAAAGUCCAGCAUUAGUUCCAUUUCAAAAAGCGUUAUCAAUUGUUAAGGAUAUUGCACAAAUGAAAAUUAUGGAAGCUGAAGAAAGGUCAAAAUUAUUUCGAAAGUUAAUGGGGCAUGUUUCAGGAUUUCCUCCAGAACUUAUAUCAAAUUCUCGUUAUUUUAUUACUGCUAUAGAUGCUAUAGAGAUUUUACCACCAUAUAUAAACUCAUCAAGUAAAAUAUAUUGUACAUUGUUAUUAUUUUCAGACUGUUUGGCAAUAUUGAAAAAAUCAUCGCAUAUUUCUAUUGUAGAAGAGCUUAUAUCUAAUGUUAGCGAGAUUUCAUUAUCUAGGUCUCAAUCUAAACAAAGUUUAUUCAAGUUCGCAACUUCAACUUCUAGAAAAGAUAUAUUAUUUCAAGGAUGGGCUAGUACAAAUGAUCUUGAACUAGAAAUUGAUGAGGAUAGCGAUACAGAUAUUUGGAUAAUUGCAUCUACACCUAUUAAAUCUUAUGUAGGAAAUGAAGCUUGGGGAAGCUUUUCUGAACAUAAAAUCUCUGUAACAUCUGAAUCGAAACAUUGUAUAAUAAAUUUUAUUGAAAAAUUCUAUAAAACAAAGGCUAAAAAUAAAAUUUCUGAAAAUUUUAUUUCAGAAAUCGAAAAAAAUAAUAUUAAUAUUAUAUGCAAUGUUUUUAAAGCAUCUGAAUACAAAAAGGAACCAAAAAAAUCGGAAAUCGCUAUUCAAUACACCCAUCAAAGUUUUGCUAAUAGUGUUAAUAAAAAAAAUUCGGAAAUGGAUAUUUCAGGAUUAUUUUUAAUAGAAGCAUCGUCAGAAAUAUAUAGGCUAGACUUUUAUACCCCUCUUUCUUGGAAAAUAUCACCACGAAAAUUUCAAUAUCUAGAUACCCUUUUAGAAGAUUUAUUUGAAAAAGCAAUUUUAUUUCAAAAUUUUUUAAAAUUUUCAGAAUCUCCUAAAAACGUUUCAAUUCUUAUAUCGAAGUAUAAAUUCUUUUUAUCAUGUCUUCUUAGCGUAAGCUUAGAAUCAAAUUCUUUAAAAACGAACUUUCCAGCAAUUUCAUAUUCUAAUUUUUCUAAUAAAUCCAUAAACUCAACUUCAGGAAACAAAUAUUCACCUCCGAAAAACUUAACAACAUCGUUUCUAAUUAAUAGUCCUACAUCCAAGACUUUUAUAAAAAAGGAUUCAUUUUCACAAUUCAAUUCUUUAAUAAAGUCUGAUAAUGAAAAUAACAUAUCAAAGAUUGGAAAUAACAAUUCAAUAUCAUCGAUAGAAAUAAUUAAAGAUAAAAAUAUAUUUCGUGGUAUCGAGACGUUUGUUUAUACUCUUUGUUGUAUUGAAGACUUUGAUUCAAUGUCUACAUUAAUGUAUUCAGAGUCUGAACUUAAAGAUUCUAUUGAUCUCUCAAAUGAAAUUGCAAAAAAUCCUCAAAAAGAUUAUGCGGUUUUAGGUUCUCCUUUAAAAAUAGGUUAUGCAGCUUUUAAACAUUAUAUAAAAACACAUGUUUCUAAAAAAAUUGGACCAGUUUUACCAUAUGAAUAUAUUAAGUCUUGUUUAAAUAUAAUUGAAGGGUUUGAUUCUAUUGAUGAAAAGAUACAUAAAAUUCAUAAUAUUUCUCUGGAUUUACCAUACGAAAGUCAUGCUGUUCUAUGUUUAGUCAUAUAUCUUACUUUACAUGUUUUGAAUAAAGCUUAUAAAGAAAAAUGUUUAAAGAUUUUAUUACUAAUGAUUUCAGAAUGUCUUGUAUCUGUAUAUGAUGUACCUGCUUUUAUUCCUGUUUUGAAGCUCAUGGCACGUAACUUUUCUCAAAUAUUUUAUGAAUUUGCGAAAACCAAUUUUUCUACUUUAACAAAUAAAAUGGCAUCCAUUCUUACUAAGGACUUCAAUCAAUCAGAAAUUGUGCCAUCAUUUACUAAUUCGUAUUAUGAUAAACCAUUUAUUUUUCCAGAUACGUCCAUUUCAUCUUCUGAUGCUGUUGAUUAUGAAAAACCUUCUUUAUUACCACUUAAAAAUUCAUUAUCUUUGAAUUCUACUCAAAGAGAUACGUCUAAGGAUACUUUUUAUAAUACAACUUCAAAUUUGUCUAUUAAUACAGUUAUUCCACAGUCAACACAUUCAGAAAUGACUAAAUCGUUAUCACAUUUAGAAGAUGUUAAUCCAUUUACUGCUUUGAAUACUGAUCAGCAUUUAAAGACUUUAUUUUUAAAUCCAAAGGAAAAAUAUUAUGAUGCGUCCGAUAAUAUUAAAAAAAAAGAGAAUUUUUCUAUGGUAUCUAAUAACUUCAAAACAAAUUUAACUGAAGAGGAUUUUAAUGAAUCAAAUAAUAUGAACGAUAUACCCCGGUUUGACAAACAUUUAAUAGUUAAAUCUUUUUCUGAAAAUACUAAAUCUAAUGAUAUUUCCAAAGUUAUUCUUUCUAGUGAUUCUUUUAAUAAUAAGUCAAAUUGUUUAAAAAAACCAUCUUUAGAGACAUUUUCAUCUUUAGAAUCAAAAAUAUUAUUUCCACAUGAUAAUUACAUAGUAUUUAAAGAUUCAAAAUCAGAAUAUGAGAAAGUUGAUCCAAAAGAAAAUUGUGUUCAUUUUUACGAUAAAUCUUUUAAAAAUCAAAGUUACCGUAGAAGUUCUGAUAAAAAAAUUAAUAACAGUAGUAUCACUCAAAGUUCACGAAUACCACAGUUCAGAUAA
Molecule: messenger RNA, 4042 nt
Organism: Pneumocystis jirovecii RU7
Lineage: Eukaryota; Fungi; Ascomycota; Pneumocystomycetes; Pneumocystales; Pneumocystaceae
Exons: 14
Coding region: 839-4042 (1067 amino acids)
Molecular function (GO): guanyl-nucleotide exchange factor activity
Source: RefSeq, a predicted model, not a curated record